AUUUAAUUCUUUUACUUUCUUUACUUUAUUGAACCUAUAUUUUCCCUUCCUUUUUUUUUUUUACCUCGCCAAUAUUAUACCUUAUAACACUUACUUUGGCAUCUUGGUUUAUAUAUUCUGAACAAUAUAACAAUCAUGUCUCAACUCAAUCAUAUACCAACAGACAACAAUGAAAACGUAAUCACAGCUCAAUAUAUCCCUAGCGAAUUGAUACAACACAUACUUCGAUUUAUAGUACAACCAACUGAUCUUUUUCAAUGUGGAUUAACUUGUAAAUCUUGGAGUUAUCAUGCUUUGGAACUACUUUGGUACAAACCUUACUUUGCAAGACCUUCUCAUUGGAUUCUUUUUUGCGAUAUUCUCAACAAACAAUCUUCUUCUUGGACAUUUCCUUAUACUUCAUUCAUACGACGUAUCAACUUAUCUUCGUUAUCAACUCAAGUCAAAGAUGAACAAUUGGAAACUUUGAAAUUAUGUGGACGUUUAGAAAGAGUGACUCUUGUUGGUUGUACCUCUCUUACUGAUGUGGGUUUAGUGGGUCUUCUUAGUCAAGAUGCUGGAAGUCAAAUCAUGGCUAUUGAUCUUAGUGAUAUUACUAAUAUUACAGAUAAAACUAUUAUCAAGAUAGCUGAAUCCUGUCCAAAAUUACAAGGUCUUAAUUUUAGUAUGUGUAAAGAUGAUCAUCAUCGUUGUGUAGGUGUGACUGAUCUUGGUAUCACUACUUUGGCGGAACAUUGUCGACAUUUACGAAGGAUUAAAUUGAAUAAUUGUGCCAAUCUGACGGAUGCUUCUGCUAUAGCCUUGGCUUCAAAAUGUCCUCGAUUAUUGGAAAUCGAUUGUCCUGUCACGGACACUGCUUUGAUCAAUGUGUUCACUCGAUUACAUGAACUUCGUGAAUUCCGAUUACAACAAUUUUCCCCUGUUACUGAUUUGGCUUUUGCUCCAUUAUCUGGUAUCACAUUCAAGGAAGAGGAACCAAUGACCACUCUUUAUCGAACUCUGGAAAAUGGAGGUUAUUAUGAUCAACUACGUAUUCUGGAUCUCACCAACGCCAACUUUAUCACCGAUGAAUCGUUACGAUUGAUUGUUCAUGCUGCUCCUAAAAUCCGCAACCUUGUUUUGAAUAAAUGCGAUCAAAUCACUGAUACUGGAGUCUCUCAUAUUUGUCAAUUAGGCCGACAUUUGCAUUAUCUUCAUUUGGGACAUUGUGACAAUUUGACUGACGCUUCCAUCACUCAAUUGGCUCGCACGUGUACAAGAAUUCGGUACCUGGAUCUUGCUCAAUGCUCUUUACUGACAGAUGCUUCUGUGUAUGGAUUGGCUACUUUACCUAGACUCAAACGCAUAGGAUUGGUCAAAUGUUUCAACAUCACUGACGACGCCAUCGAUGCUCUUACCAAACAACCAAGAAUCGCCAACUCACUGGAAAGAGUGCAUCUUAGUUACUGUGUCAAGUUAACCGUGCAUUCCAUCCGCCGAUUACUCAACUUUUGUCCACGUUUGAAUCAUCUUAGCUUAACCCAUGUCAAUGCCUUUUUACGACCCGAUUUUCAACAAUUCCGACGUGCACCUCCCAAGAGCUUCACUCCACAGCAACAACGCGUUUUUUGUGUCUUUAGUGGGAAAGGGGUCAAGGAACUACGGACCUAUUUGAACAACAUUGCCGAUAUCGAUACAUUGGAACCUCAACAUGAAAGCGAUGCUGCCAUUAAUAAUAUACUUGAUUUUAUCAGUCGUCGAAGAAUCAACAAUAACAACAACAAUCAAGACAAUAAUAACGAAUUUAUACCUUUCGCCAUGGUACGUGAUCUUUUCGAUAUGGCUAUACCACGAGGAGAACCAUCUAAUGAUAUUCGACGACUUUCUAUGGAUGAUCACAGAUCUACUUGGAUAAAUGAACAACAACAACAACCUCCUCCUCCUCCUCCUCCUCCUCCAGUUGGUGAUGAUGUUGAUGUGGAAGAAGAUAUUGCAACUGGAUUAUUUACUGUGGAUGAUGAACGACUUUUGGAAUGAAAUUCUGCUUUUAUGAUUUAUUUAUGAUGAUCUCCCUUAUAUGAAAAACAAAAUGACUUUUUUUUUUAUCUAGUAGUUUUAUAAUUAUUCCCUUCCUAUCUUUUAUUUUUUUUUUUUUUACAUUGCUUUUAUUGAAUGUAAUAAAUGAAAAACACACACAUACAUACAUUACAUAUUUGAU
Messenger RNA from Halteromyces radiatus, 2197 nucleotides. RefSeq lists its product as uncharacterized. The record is from RefSeq and is a predicted model, not a curated record. The transcript has 2 exons. The coding region runs from base 136 to 2016 and encodes 626 amino acids. Lineage: Eukaryota; Fungi; Mucoromycota; Mucoromycetes; Mucorales; Cunninghamellaceae. Gene Ontology annotation, molecular function: protein binding.